Corylus avellana is the source of this 1332-nucleotide messenger RNA. RefSeq names its product ER lumen protein-retaining receptor A. Gene Ontology annotation, molecular function: ER lumen protein retrieval receptor activity. Gene Ontology annotation, biological process: protein retention in ER lumen. The record is from RefSeq and is a predicted model, not a curated record. Lineage: Eukaryota; Viridiplantae; Streptophyta; Magnoliopsida; Fagales; Betulaceae. Gene Ontology annotation, cellular component: membrane.
GAGGGUUAAGUUAACACGGAAGCCAAAACGCGUGCUGUGAAAAAUCCGAUAUUCCACCUCAGAACACACAGUGGAGGCAAAGAGAAGCCAUUUUCCGAUUGCCACGUCAUCUCCCCCUCUCUUAUAGUCUCUUCACAAAUCUUCGAUUCCACCAAAUCCUUCAUUCGACACCUUCCCCCGCCUCUCGCUGUGUCUCUCUCUCUCUCACACACACACACUCGCAGCGAAUCGCUGAAGUCUAGGGCACGAAUAUUCGCCAUUUGAUCUCGGAAAAGCCAUGAAUAUCUUUAGGUUCGCCGGCGAUAUGACGCACUUGGUCAGCAUCCUGGUCCUGCUUCUCAAAAUCUACACCACCAAGUCGUGCGCAGGGAUUUCGUUUAAGACUCAGUGGCUUUAUGCGGUGGUGUUUCUGGCACGGUACGUGGACGUGUUAACGGACUUUAUCUCCGUCUAUAACACAGUGAUGAAGCUCGUGUUCAUUGCGAGCUCUGCAAUGAUCGUUUGGUGGAUGCGGAUGGACCGGGUGGUGAGCCGUUCAUAUGAUAAACAGCUUGAUACAUUUCGCCACUAUUUUCUUGUUGCUGGGAGCUUGGCUUUGGCACUUCUUGUGAAUGAAAAGUUUACGUUUAAAGAGAUCCUCUGGGCAUUUUCAAUAUACUUGGAGGCAGUUGCGAUUCUUCCCCAGUUGGUUUUGCUACAACGAAGUGGAAACGUGGACAAUUUAACUGGGCAAUAUGUCUUCUUUCUUGGGGCAUAUCGCGCGUUCUACAUCCUUAACUGGAUAUACCGCUACUUCACAGAGGCGUACUUCAGUCGAUGGAUAGCUUGUGUCUCUGGUCUUGUUCAGACAGCUUUAUACGCAGAUUUCUUUUACUACUACUUUAUUAGCUGGAAAAACAAUGCAAAGCUUAAGUUGCCUGCUUAAACCAAGAAUGGACUUUUUAAAAUUUCAAGCUUGUUUAAUUGAAUCAUUGUUAGCGUUUGCACGGCACCGUUGGCAAAUCGAAGUGUAGGAUGAUAGCAGGAAGAAGGGAUACGGCUUUCAUAGUUUUGAAUUGUUAGAUGAUAACCCCACACCAGUGGGUGAAAAUGUAGCAGCUUUUGGGUUUAAACGCCCAUCUUUAUAGGCAAUUUGUAGAUCAGAUUAAGCCCUCCAUGUUUGUACGAGGUGCUAGUUUUUUUCUUGCCACUGCUUAUGACUUGUAAAAAGAUUUAUUGGGAGGACAAAAUUGCAGAGCAAGAAUUUUUUUAUUUUUUGUUCUUUUUGGGAUAACUUGCAGAGUAAGAGUUGGGUAAUAUUAUAGGUGGACGUUUGGUGGAGUUAUGGUUAAA